AUGGGUGAUCUGACUCUAGCAGACGCUGAAGUGGAGGUGGAUGAGAAUCCAUGUGCAGUGUCUGUGCCAAAGAAAAGGGAAAAACGUGGACGGGGACGUCCUGCUGGAACAUUCGGCAGCAAGGAUUGGAAAGAGUAUUGCCAAGAGCAGGAUAGAGAGAGACUUGCUCAGCUACCAAAGCCUGGGGAUAUUGCAUAUGCCCGGGCAUGUCGUGCUGAGAAAGUGCAAGAACGUCACAAACAAAAAGAAGCAUUCGCAGUCGCAGCGGAUCAAAUGAAGUUGAAGAUAGCUGUGACCCCAGAGAGCAUGCAGGCCUUGGAGGAAUACUUUCCACCUGAAGUCGUGUCUAUCUCUUCCAAGAAACCUUUGCAUUUGGAUCUACAGACUGCUCUCCUGAAAUCUGUGCAGAAAGGGGUGGAACCUGACGACCAAUUGACAGAAAAGCACCUUACUGGAGCAAUGAUGACUAUGAGCGCCAAAGCUUUGGAGUCUUGCACCGCAGAGAACAAUGUCGGGAGACGUAUUCUCUCCAUCUCUUCAGCAAUUUUUGAAUGGAUUGCAUUGAUGUGGAGUUGCUUGUUGUCAUUCUUUGUAUCAUCUGAUAGUGGGAUGCGCCCAGUGCUCUCCAUGCUGAGACUCAGAUAUGAUGAGACACCCACAAAGGUCAAGGUGCUUGACCACCAGGAUGAUGUGUCUGCGCUGCUGGAUGAUUCAACUUUGACCAUUGAGCAGCUAUGCAGUCUCAAUGUUUUGCAAUCAGAAGCUAGCACAUCUGCUGCGAAGAUAUUACAAAUCGAAUUGGGUAUUGGAUCUUUGCUCUUUGACCCAAAGCGGGACAAGUACUUUUGGAUCUAUGGGCAGCUUCCCACUUGUUUGUAUGGUCUUCAAUCCACAACAGGAAGCAACACGUUCUUGGCUUUGAAGGAUUGUGUGGAUGCUGUUCCAUCACACCGAGAAACCAGCAUGAAGUAUGCCUUCAAUUUGAGACACACUUGCAGUGACAGAUACCUAGCCAACAAUGUUGCAGAGCGUCAUAUGAACGGAUACUUUCCUGAUGCAACACUGAUCCACUUGCACUGUGAUGUCCACCGCUUAUACCAGUGCACUCGUGCUGCAAUGGACAUGGCAGAGAAAGACAUUUCAGGGUGCGUAGCAUUCGCUUUGGCUUUUGGUGACCCUGGUGUGGUCCCACGCAUGAGACAGGUGAUGUCAAAAAUCCUUCUUCGUAAGCUGGAGGUGGUUUUUGAACCACCACCUUCAGAUUGGAUUGAUGACUACAAACAGUAUCAAGCAGAGGUCUUCGACACGUUCCUGCCGAUUUACAAUGUGGUACCUGCUCGUGCCAAGUUGAAUCGCAAGAGGAGAUUCAUCCUUGGCCAUUUCCUGAACGGAGCUAUGUGGUGCCCUGAGGUCACUCACCAUUGUCCAUAUGGAUGCUGCAGUUCUGAAUUAUCCACUUUGAAAGGUAUCUCAAUCUUCGUGUCCUGGGCAUUGAUACCAACACGAUGCCCAAUGUUUCCGAGGAGCAGGUGGACAAAUGCAGAUAUUGCAAUAGACUUCGUUGGCCUUUUGGCAUCUGUUCACUCACUGCUUGAGCCCUUUGUGCUAGAGAUGACUGGUGGUCCUGAUAAGGAGCAUGGUGAGCAACAAACCAAAACCAAAUCUGAUGAAAGCAGCAACCUUUACGAUUUGUUGGACUCAAAGGCUGCAAUCGAGUGUGAGGAUGAGUGGAAUGCACUUCUUUUGGAAGAGACUGGAUUGGCUGCAGAGCAUCAAGCAACACAAACGACUGGGGUGGCUGCAGGCGAUGCCAAGAAGGUCAACACUGAGCCUGGGUCAUCGGAGAAGUUCAUGGCAGCUGACACAACCACAAAUGAUUCAGGUGAAGCCGAAGCAAAAGCAGACUCAGAAAGCAAGCUUCCAUUUGCAUUUGGAGAAGACGCAGGGAGUGAUUCCAAAGAGAAGUUGAAGUCCGCAGAGGCUCAGGCUGUGUUGGAAGCGCUUGGGCAGUCCAUCGUACUUGACAUUGCACCAAUUGAGGCUAGACAUGCUUCGAACAGAGAGAUGAGCCUUUUGAGAGGCAGAGGAUACUUCCCCACACUUUCAACUCUGGCUUCAAAGUUCAUUGGGAACACUGCUGGAAGGCAUCGACAGAUAGUUCAGAAGGCUUCAGAUCUCUUUUGCAAUUCGAGUUCGAAGCUUGGUGAACAAUACCGUGAGCUUUCAGAACAAGAGUACCAACGAUACAAAGCUAUUGGAGAAGCAGCGACCCUGGCUCACAAGUCUGGCUUCCAAUCUUUUCCAUCUCCAACGAAGCCAGAUACUGACGCCUUCAAGUCUGGCCUGCAAGCUUUAGCUGCAAGAAAAGAUGCACCCCUUCCUGGCGCAGAAUUGGACUCUGGAGUCAUAGUUGCCGCAGAUUCAGACUGGGACUUGAAGGUUUCACUUAUGUUCAGUGGGCCAGAUUCGUUCUAUGAUAAAUAUCAGCAAAUCAAACAGCUGGCUGAGGAGGAACGGCGCCAACGUGUGAUGAAUGUGGAGUUGGGCAAAAAACAAGUGGCUGAGCUUCAAGCACAUGCGGGUUCAGCUGUGAAUCAUGACUUUGUACAAGACAUGACCAAAAAGAACAUGACAAAGACAGCAGGUGGAUUUCUUCUUGCCAGCGGUCCUGCAAACUCUGUUGUGUCAUUUGAUUGGGUGGCGCCUGUCUCUUCUGCAGUCAAGGCAGGAAGUUCCAAGUGA
This is a messenger RNA of Durusdinium trenchii, 2742 nucleotides long. NCBI's taxonomy places the organism in Eukaryota, Dinophyceae, Suessiales, Symbiodiniaceae. The record is from the annotation of a GenBank genome assembly.